Eucalyptus grandis is the source of this 1966-nucleotide messenger RNA. Its product is annotated as 4-alpha-glucanotransferase, chloroplastic/amyloplastic. Gene Ontology annotation, biological process: carbohydrate metabolic process. The record is from RefSeq and is a predicted model, not a curated record. The coding region runs from base 1 to 1668 and encodes 555 amino acids. The transcript has 17 exons. Gene Ontology annotation, molecular function: 4-alpha-glucanotransferase activity. NCBI's taxonomy places the organism in Eukaryota, Viridiplantae, Streptophyta, Magnoliopsida, Myrtales, Myrtaceae.
AUGGGCAGGAAUCGGGCCAGAGGCCGCCGGCCUGGUGCCGGGCCCUCCCGGCCAGCCCCGCGAAGAAGGGCGCCGCCGCCCCCAGAGCCGUCGCCGCCGGCCGCCGUCGGCGAGGACCUGCCGGCCGACUACGCCGAGUGGCUCCCCGUGGCCGACGCGACCGAGCGGAGGCGCGCCGGCGUGCUCCUCCACCCGACGUCGCUCCGGGGCCCGUACGGGAUCGGGGACCUCGGCGAGGAGGCGUUCCGCUUCCUGGACUGGCUCCACGCCUCCGGCUGCUCCGUCUGGCAGGUUCUCCCUCUUGUCCCCCCUGCAAGGAAACCUUAUAAUGGGGGGUCUCCUUAUUCUGGCCAGGAUGCUAAUUGUGGCAACACACUCCUGAUAUCUCUAGAGGAGCUUGUAAAAGAGGGUUUGCUAGGAAAGGAUGAGCUUCCAGAUGCGAUUGAUGCUGACAGUGUGAAUUAUUCGAUUGUUGCUGAGUUGAAGGAUCCUUUGAUAGCAAAGGCUGCAGAGAGGCUCCUACAGAGUGAAGGAGACCUCAAGCGUCAGUUUGAAGACUUCUGUAAUGACCCUCAUAUAUCAAGUUGGCUUCAAGAUGCAGCUUAUUUUGCUGCUAUUGAUGAUACUUUGGACACACCCAGCUGGUAUGAUUGGCCUGAACCAUUAAAAAAUCGCCACCUUGCUGCAUUGGAAGAAAUUUACCAGAGCAAAAAAGAUUUUAUAGAUGUAUUUGUUGCACAACAGUUUCUGUUCCAAAGGCAGUGGCAGAAAAUUCGUGAGUAUGCUCACAUGAAGGGCAUCAGAAUCAUGGGAGACAUGCCAAUUUAUGUUGAUUAUCAUAGUGCAGACGUUUGGGCAAAUAAGAAACGAUUUUUACUGAAUAGGAAAGGUUUCCCUUUGUUGGUUAGUGGCGUUCCACCUGAUGCUUUCAGUGAGACUGGUCAACUGUGGAACAGCCCUCUAUAUGACUGGAAAGCAAUGGAUAAUGAAGGAUUCUCAUGGUGGAUACGGAGGUUGCGAAGAGCUCAAAGUCUUUAUGAUGAAUUCAGGAUAGACCAUUUUAGAGGAUUUGCUGGAUUUUGGGCUGUUCCUGCAGAGGCAAAAGUUGCGAUGGUUGGGCAAUGGAAGGUGGGACCUGGAAAGCCUUUGUUUGAUGCCAUCUCCAAAGCUCUUGGAAAGAUGAACAUAAUAGCAGAAGAUUUGGGCGUUAUCACGGAGGAUGUAGUUAAGCUAAGAAAGUCCAUUGGUGCUCCUGGAAUGGCUGUGCUCCAGUUUGCUUUUGGAGGUGAUGCUGACAAUCCUCACUUGCCUCAUAAUCAUGAGAGCAACCAAGUUGUUUAUACGGGGACGCAUGAUAAUGACACGAUACAAGGUUGGUGGGACAAUUUGAACCACGAUGAGAAGUCCAAUGUUCUUCAAUAUCUUGCAACUGAUGGAGAGAUUGACAUGGCAUGGAUAUUGAUUCAGGCUGUUCUUUCUUCUGUUGCAAGAACUGCAAUCAUACCAAUGCAAGAUAUCCUUUGUCUGGGAAGUUCUGCAAGGAUGAAUACCCCUGCAACUGUGCUUGGAAACUGGUCUUGGAGAUUACCGAGUUCCUUGAGCUUUGAGAGCUUGGAUAAAGAAGCCACGAAGCUAAAGGACCUGCUUUCACUGUAUGGGCGGCUGUAGGGGAAAGUUCAGAUAUUUUGUCUCCCGCAAUCUUACACAAGAACACUCAAUAAUUGGCCUACGUACAAAUCAGUAGCUACACUGGAGAUAUAGAGAAGCUUUGCAUCUAAUUUGUAUCCCUUUUGCAUGAUAAAGAGCCAGGGGAAGAUUGCAACAGGGGACUCUUGUUCUUUGUUAUGAAUAAGGAAAUAAGGAAAUAAGGAAAUAAGGAAAUAUGUUUCAGUUUAUUUUGUAGACAUUGCUAUUUCAAGCUGUAGAAUUUUGAGCUCAUAAGUUAUGCAUAAGUUGAGUUUGUAUA